This is a messenger RNA of Thrips palmi, 4349 nucleotides long. RefSeq names its product glutaminase liver isoform, mitochondrial-like. Lineage: Eukaryota; Metazoa; Arthropoda; Insecta; Thysanoptera; Thripidae. Bases 143 to 2104 code for a protein of 653 amino acids. Gene Ontology annotation, biological process: L-glutamine catabolic process. The transcript is spliced from 15 exons. Gene Ontology annotation, molecular function: glutaminase activity; protein binding. The record is from RefSeq and is a predicted model, not a curated record.
CGAAGAGCGUCUGCAUGAACGGACCCACACACUCAAGCAGACGAAACGAAGUUCGAAGUUGAAGUGAACCAUAAAAUCAACAAAGAAUCAAGGAAAUAACUCUCAGGGAGCGUAAAGAGUUGGUAGGACAACGGUAUUGAAUAUGCAGCUUUCGGCACACAGCCGAAUCCUCUCCUCGACGGGGCAUUUCGCGAACAGGAGCCGGGCCCUUGUGUCGUCUGCUAGCGGAGCUAGCGGACGCGCGACCAAACAAGCAUGGAACAUCGUGACAUCCGUGACAAUUCAAACGUCUGCCUUCCAUAGUGCCAGGGUGGCCAGCCUGCCCAACCUGCAGUCCCGCAUCAAGGAGUACACCAAGUACUACGUUGGCCCACACCGCCAGCUCCCCAGUAGAGGCUAUUCCUUCAUCCACGAUGUCAGCUACAUGGUGUCCAAGGACUCGGACGAGAUGCGGUCCAAGGCCGCCGAGGACGUCCUCUUCGACAUGUUCAAGAAUGAAGACAACGACCUGCUGCCGAUCGGCAAAUUCCUGGCCGCGCUCCGGCAGACCGGCCUCCGCAAGAACGACCCGCGGCUCUCCGAGCUCAGCGAGAACCUCCGCGCGCUGCACCACAAGUCUGGCUACGAAGGCGGCUCGCCCGAAACGCAGAAGUUGGACCGGGAGACGUUCCGGAGAGUGAUCCAGGCCAACAUGAUCCUCAUCUCGAGGGCCUUCCGCCACCAGUUCGUCAUCCCGGACUUCCCCAGCUUCACCAAGUACAUCGAGGAGUUCUACUGGCGGUGCAAGGCCAACACGGAGGGCAAGGUUGCGAGCUACAUCCCCCAGCUGUCGCGCAUGAACCCCGACUACUGGGGCGUGAGCGUGUGCACCAUCGACGGGCAAAGGUUCUCCAUCGGUGACGUCACCGUGCCCUUCACCCUCCAGUCCUGCAGCAAACCCUUGAACUACGCCAUUGCCCUGGACAAACUGGGCCCCGACGUGGUGCAUUCCUAUGUAGGGCAGGAACCUAGUGGCCGCAAUUUCAACGAACUGAUUCUUGAUUAUAAUAAGCGUCCUCACAACCCGAUGAUAAAUGCUGGGGCCAUUUUGGUCUGUUCUCUUCUGAAAACUCUCGUCAAACCAGAAAUGACAUUGGCAGAGAAAUUUGAUUACACUAUGAAUUAUUUCAAGCGGUUGGCAGGUGGCGAACCCAUUGGAUUCAACAAUGCAGUUUUCUUAUCAGAAAGGGAGGCUGCUGACCGUAAUUAUGCCCUUGGCUUCUACAUGAGGGAGCACAAAUGUUAUCCAGAAAAAACAAUUUUACGAGAUUGUAUGGAUUUCUAUUUCCAGUGCUGUUCUAUGGAAGCUGACUGUGAGAGUAUGGCUGUGAUGGCUGCGACUCUUGCAAACGGUGGCAUCUGUCCAACAACUGAGGAAAAGGUUUUGAAGUCAGAUUCUGUUCGUGAUGUUUUGUCUCUCAUGCACUCAUGUGGAAUGUAUGAUUACUCUGGACAGUUUGCUUUCAAGGUGGGUCUUCCAGCAAAAUCUGGUGUUUGUGGAGGAAUGUUGGUUGUGAUCCCCAAUGUAAUGGGAAUAUUCACAUGGUCGCCUCCUCUGGAUCCCCUCGGCAACAGCUGUCGAGGAGUUCAAUUCUGUGAGGAACUUGUUCGAGAGUUCAACUUCCAUCGUUAUGACAAUUUGAAGCAUGCAGCAAACAAGCGAGAUCCUAGGCGUCAUAAGUAUGAAACUAAAGGUUUAAGUAUUGUCAACCUACUUUUCUCAGCUGCUAGUGGAGAUUUGGCAGCUCUUAGAAGGCACAGACUCUCUGGUAUGGACAUGACUUUGUCCGAUUAUGACGGUCGGACAGCGCUGCACCUUGCUGCUGCUGAGGGUCACCGAAAAUGUGUUGAAUUUCUGUUGGAACACUGCGGUGUUCCAUUGCGCCCCAAAGAUAGAUGGGGCCACUACCCAAUUGAUGAAGCGCAAACCUUUGGACACACGCAAGUUGUAGAGUAUAUGAAGAAGUACGAGGAUGAUUUGGAAGCUCAACAGAAGAUCCAGCGUGAAGAGGAAGAGAAGAAAAACAAUAAGGAAAAGGCACAAACAUCUACUUUACCCAUCUAAAUGAAGUGCUUGAAUGUAUUUUUCAACUUCCAGUCAUAAUUUUGGUUUUUGCUGUGCAGAAACACUGUGCCUUUUUUUCCUCCAUCAAGUUUUAAGUUUUUGAAAUGUACAAUUAAUGUAUUGGUGGAAACAAAAACACCACAAUUCGCCACUGCGAGAUUUUUUUUUGUUUGACCAGGGUCAAUGUUGUAUACAAUGAUUAUUUAUUGCAAUAAUGUCUAGUAAUUUAUUUUGGAGGCCUCUUUUAAUCUUCUUGAGCAAAACACUAUGGAUUUUGCAAAUUUUAAUCUAUCAGAAGCGUUGUCUGAUAGCAUAGUUAUGUUUUCCCCUUACUUAAGUCUCACUUGGCUGUGAAAGACAUUGUGUUGAUUUGACUGUCUCAUUUCAUCCACAUGAAGAUUACACUUAUUAAGAAAUCUUAAUUUUGUGAGAUGCAAUGUGUUAAAAUUUAUUUGCCCUUUGUUGGUGCGAAUAAGACCUAUGUUUUGUUUUGUAUUUACGAGCUGUGUGAGGUUGAGCAAGAGGGGUGGCUUUAUUUUGAAGCCUUUGCAAAUUGACUUGUUGUAUUAAAACCAAAGUGAUUGUAAAACUGAUUUUAAUUUAAUAUAGAGAAUUGUUGCCUUUUUAUUGUUAUUUGUUGGUGCUUCAAAUAGUCAAUUUUUAUGUGAUAUUCUUUGUGAACCAACUGUUGUCACUGUAAAUGCCUGAUACCACCUCAUGGUAUCAUGAGGAGAGGACUCUUUGGGCAAAGACUGCUGUUGGAGUCUUGGAAAAUUUUACCAUUGUUGUCUUUCCCUUUUUGCAGCUACUUAAUUUUAUUUCUAGUCUCAAUACUUCAUGUGAUACUCUUUUCUGUUGGUUAUUUAUUGUUUUAGUUUAGUAUUGACUUUGAAAGUUAAUCAUUUAGUUGUUAUCAAAGAGGAAAUAGAGAUACAUUCCAUUCCAAUAUUUUACCUGAAGUUUGGGGGAAAACCAUCCAUUUGGCUUAAGAGGGCUGGAAAAUUGUCGUUUUCAAAUAUGAAUUUGAAUUACUUAUUGUAUUUUAUAAAACUAACUUGUGCGCAAUUGUGCUGCAAGUAUCCUAUUGAAUGAAAUGUAUUAAGUAUGAGGUUUCUGGUGAGAAACACCAGCCAAUAUCCUUCCAGUAUUAGCAUGUAAAACACAGCUGUGUACUUACCAAUAACAUUGAAAGCAGGACCUUUUACAACUAUUUUUAAAGGACUUCUUUGAGAUGUGAGUGCAAUAAUUUUUUGAUUCAUUGUUACUCAGAUGACUGAAUUCAGUAUGGAAGAAAAUUUUCAAUUUUCCAGAUGCAAAAUCAGUGAAGAAACGUUGUAAAAAUUUCUUCUUUAGUGCAAACAAGGGAUCCAGAUUUCCUCAGAGCAUUGCUUUUAUGAAUAUUUUUAAAACUUCUCAUUAGUGCUGUGUUGUUUUGGUCAAUUAUUAAGAGUUGGCUUGAAGUUCCUUUUCUGUGUUGUUUGAACAAAAAUGUACAUAUCUUCUGUUUGCUGAUCAUUAUCAUGUGUAUUCAUCACUUAAAUUCAAAUUAUAUGAAUGUCUUUGACUUAGUUAUAAAUUUCUAAUACCUAUGUGCUUUAGUGUGCUUCUUGUUCUAUCUCAUACUAAUUGGAUGGAAAAAUAUUUCAGUUUGCUACACGCUUUAAGGUAUCUCAUUGGUCAUCUGUAUGUUGUUAACAAUUUUUGUGAUUAUUAUCACUUCUAGGAGAGUACAAAGAAUGUUUGCUUUUGUUCAUAAUGGUUUUGGUCUUUGAGAAAUUAUCAGAGAUUAUCAUCCUCCUUAUCUCAUGUUUGUUUGCCCUGGUUGAUUGUACAUCACCAUGAGCUACUAUCAUAGCAAUUAAUUCAGUCAAUUAAAUGUUAAGGAAGCGGCUCCUUAGCCCAAGAUUGUCUGAUAUAUAAAAGUUAAUUCUUUGUGUCCAUCCUUCCUUAUAUGUAUUAAGAAAUACAUGGAUGUUUUAAAGUUACUUCUUGUCAGACUAGAUUCUGGCAUGGAUUGAUAUCUUUAGUGAUUGAAAGACAAUAAGCUGGUAAAUCCAUAAUAAUUCAUAAAUAUACAAUAAGGAUUUACCAGCGGUAUCGUUCGAUUGUGCUAUUUUAAGUGGUUGUAUUUAUACUAUUACACUGUGAAGCAUUCUAUGAUUGCGAAGGGAGUCAACUUUUUCAUGUACUGUAUGUUCACUGAAUGUUCCUUAAACCAUACUGAAAUAUAUCAUUGUAAAAAUUC